CAAAAUUCGUACGUAACGCCUUUCGUUUUGAGCGCGUGGCCUCAUUCCGUUUGCCUCUCUGUCCUUUUUGGUUCUUCCUCUUCCGUUUUUCCAAUUUACCAUCGCCGGACAACGACCCAAAAAGAUUUCGACACCUUCAUCACUCUUACAGCUCUUCCAUCUUCUUCAGAGUUCACUCUUUCUCUCUGUUUCUGGGUUUUGAGUCUUGUUCAAGAUGAACGACCUGCUUACGGAUUCGUUUGUCAGUGAGGCAAGAGCUCAGCCUUCUGGAACAAAUGAUAUUGAAAUGGGAAUUCCUCGUAGCAUGUCUGAUGCCGGAAUGGAUAGUUUCAAUAAGCAGAUCCAAGAGGUUGAGAAACAGGUGGAGAAACUAUCCGGGCUUCUUAAAAAACUUAAGGAUGCAAAUGAGGAGUCAAAAUCUGUUACAAAAGCAUCUGCCAUGAAAGCAAUCAAAAAGCGGAUGGAAAAAGAUAUUGAUGAAGUGGGAAAGAUUGCCCGUGGUGUCAAAGGAAAACUAGAAGGAAUAAGCAAAGAUAACUUAGCCAACCGACAGAAGCCUGGAUGUGAGAAGGGAACGGGUGUUGACAGAUCAAGGAUGAACAUGACAAAUUCCUUGACGAAAAAGUUUAGGGAGAUAAUGAUCGAGUUUCAGACUCUUAGACAAAGAAUCCAAGAUGAAUAUCGUGAGGUUGUGGAGAGAAGAGUCAUUACAGUUACGGGAACUAGACCAGAUGAAGAGACAAUUGACAAUUUAAUAGAAACUGGAAAUAGUGAGCAAAUAUUCCAGAAGGCAGUCCAAGAACAAGGACGGGGACAGGUACUAAAUACUUUGGAAGAAAUUCAAGAGAGGCAUGACACUGUAAAAGAAAUUGAGAAAAAGCUUCUCGACUUGCAUCAGAUCUACCUCGAUAUGGCAGUCUUGGUUGAUGCUCAAGGAGAGGUUUUAGAUAACAUUGAAACUCAGGUGACAAAUGCAGUGGACCAUGUACAAUCAGGGACAGAUGCUCUAACAACUGCAAAGAGCUUGCAAAAGAAAUCGAGAAAAUGCAUGAUCAUUUCCAUAAUCUUGCUCUUGAUCAUUGCACUCAUUAUUGUCCUCUCUAUUCUCAAGCCAUGGAAGAAGUAACAACUCUCCA
Messenger RNA from Fragaria vesca subsp. vesca, 1136 nucleotides. RefSeq names its product putative syntaxin-131-like. Gene Ontology annotation, molecular function: SNARE binding; SNAP receptor activity. The record is from RefSeq and is a predicted model, not a curated record. Lineage: Eukaryota; Viridiplantae; Streptophyta; Magnoliopsida; Rosales; Rosaceae. Bases 215 to 1126 code for a protein of 303 amino acids. The transcript has 13 exons. Gene Ontology annotation, cellular component: endomembrane system; plasma membrane; SNARE complex. Gene Ontology annotation, biological process: exocytosis; vesicle fusion; intracellular protein transport.